AUGUCAUUGGUUGUGUCUCUGGCAGAGGUGACCACGUUCCCCAAGCCCACGGCGGAGGUCCGCUGCACAUCCUACAGCUCCAACGGCCACUAUCUUGCGUACACACAGCCAACACACGUUUUGGUGGUGUCAACGAAAGAUGGAGAGUCCAAUGACAAGGCCGCAGCUAAAUUCGACAUCAAAGAUACCUUUGAUUUGCAUUUCUCCCCCAACGGAAGAUAUUUGGCCCUCUGGACAAAGCCAAUCUUGAUUGAUAAGGAGAGUGGAGUGUGGUCGGAGAACGUUGUGGUGUAUGACGUUGAGCUUCAGAAAGAAGUCACAAAGUGGUCCAAUAAGCACCAGGGUGGCUGGCAACCACAAUUCACCCAGGAUGGCAAGUUUAUGGCUAAGAACUUUAACAACAAAGAAAUCCACUUCUAUGAGAUGUCGGAGUCCUUGGACAUUAAGAAGCCAUCUCACAAGUUCAAAGUACAAGAUGCUGGUGCUUCCUUCCAGAACUUCCAGUUGAGUCCAGGUUUGAACCCAUCUGUGGCAGUAUUUAUUCCCGAAAAGGGCGGAAAGCCCGCUCAGGUUCUCAUUUACAACGUUCCUUCUUUCAACCAACCAGUGUGUUCCAAGACAUUCUUCAAGGCUGAAAAGUGUCUGUUGAAGUGGAACGCCUUGGGAACGGCAUUGUUGGCAUUAGCAUCCACCGAUCAUGACACAAGCAACAAAUCUUACUACGGUGAGACCAACUUGUAUUUGUUGGGCAUUGCUGGUUCCUACGAGAGAAUCGAUUUGAAGAGAGAGGGUCCUAUCCACGACAUUACCUGGUCGCCAUCGGCCAGAGAAUUUGCUGUGAGUUAUGGUUUCAUGCCUUCUGAGACGACUUUCUUUGAUGCUAGAGGUAACCUGAUCCACUCGUUGCCCACUGCUCCACGUAACACCAUCUUGUACUCUCCUCAUGGAAGAUUUGUUUUAGUGGCUGGUUUCGGUAACUUGCAGGGAACUGUAGAUGUUUACGACCGUCAGAACAAGUUCAGCAAGGUGUGUACGUUUGAGGCAUCCAACACUUCUGUGUGCGAGUGGUCGCCAUGUGGACGCUACAUCUUAACCGCCACCACAUCGCCAAGGUUGCGUGUGGAUAACGGUUUAAAGGUGUGGCAUGCCAGUGGUAAGUUGGUUUACUACAGAGAGUAUCCUGAGUUGUUUUCCAUUUCAUGGAAGCCACAGAGUAUUGAGAAAUACCCACCAUUGAGACAGUUGGAGGCAUGUCCUGAACCUCAACAAUCAGCCAAGGAAUACUUGGCCAAAAGAGCUGCUUUGAGCGGAGGAAAUACCGUUAAGAAGACUGGAGCCUACAGACCUCCACAUGCACGUAACAGUGGGGCUUCUGCAACUUCAACAUCGUUGUACCAGAAAGAGAUGCAAAGCAACAUCGGAUCGACUACGCCAGCGUUCGUUCCUGGUGUGAGAAGGGUUGUUCCUGGUGCCGCUAUUCCAGGUGCUCCAGUUGCAGCCACGAAGGAGUCCAAGACUGCUGCUAAGAACAGAAAGAAGAGGGAGGCCAAGAAGGCUGCCCUGAGCGAAAGUAGCCCAGCACCCGAGACUCCAUCGUCCACUCCUACGCCAGUAGCCACCGUGAGCGGAGGAGCAGCAGGAGGAAGUGUUGUUGGAGGCGUCGUGUCGUUGGAAGAGAAGAAGAUCCGUUCUUUGUUGAAGAAGCUCCGUGCCAUCGAGACAUUGAAGAUGAAGCAGGCAGGAGGAGAACCAUUGGAAGACACCCAAGUGAGCAAGAUCAACAAGGAGGACGAUAUCCGGAAGGAAUUAAGCGAAUUGGGGUGGACAGAAUAG
This is a messenger RNA of Sungouiella intermedia, 1833 nucleotides long. Lineage: Eukaryota; Fungi; Ascomycota; Pichiomycetes; Serinales; Metschnikowiaceae. The record is from the annotation of a GenBank genome assembly.